UGGGUCUAUCGAUGGAAUCAAGAUGGCGACUCUGGCAAAAGCGCCAAUAUAUUUACUGAAGUAAAUAUCUAAUAUUAAGCGAUACAGUGGCCUUUUCUAAGGUCCUUAGGGGUUCCGUGAAACAUACAGACAAGAAAUAUGUCUUUGAAGAGGAAUUGACUGUUAUUUAUACCGUAACAAAGUCAGCGAGAUGUGCGAGAGCUAUGCCCGCUCGCUGCUGCGUGUUUCAGUGGCGCAGAUCUGCCAAGCUCUGGGCUGGGAUGCGGUUCAGCUCACUGCUUGCGAUCUGCUGUCUGAUGUGCUGCAUAGAUACAUCCAGCAGCUGGCUAGAGUGUGCCAUCGAUACUCUGAGUUAUACGGAAGAACGGAUCCAGUGCUGGACGAUGUCAGCCAGGCCUUCAGACUGCUGGGGGUCAGCCUGAGCGAACUGGAAGACUAUGUCCACAACCUGGAGCCUGUGGCCUUUGCCCAGCAAACGCCACUCUUUCCUGUUAGCAAAAACAAUGUCCUGCAGUUUCCUCACCUUGGAGCUAGAGAUGCAGAGGAAAGAAAGGAUUACAUUCCAGAUUAUAUGCCACCCUUGGUCUCCUGUCAAGAAGAAGAGGAGGAGGAAGAGGUCCCACCUGACAUGGGCACUUCAGCUGAAGCUAUGCAGGUGGCACUAGAAGAAGAUGAAGAAGAAAUAGAUGAAGAUGAAACAGUCAAUGAUGAGAACCACCCUCUAAAGAGGCACCUGGACAGUCCUGAUGCAACUUUGGGCAUGAUUCCCACCUCCAAGAGACCGCGCAUGUACCCUGGCCUCAGCCCAGAAUGGGGUGUUGAGCCCAGGGAGCCCCUUACCUCCCUCAACCCACAGCGUGUUCCUCCAGGCAUACUGCCUUCUCACGACAGCCUUGACCCCCUGUCCCCUGAGACACCUUCUGGAACCCUGCCUUCUUUCAGACCUCAGCCAGUUAUACCAAAACACACUGAUCAAAAAGGCCUCAUCACUCCUACAAGGAAACCUAAGGUCUCGUCCCCUGGGAGACAAAGGACUAAGUCCCCAAAGGGCGUUAUUCCAGUUCCAGUGGUUGGUAGUCCUAUCCAUUCUCCAAAACCAUCUAAAGAAAGGAAGAAGUCCCCAGGUAGGACAAAAAGUCCUAAAAGCCCCAAGAGCCCAAAGUUGAGUUCAGCUAAAACACCUCAACCUCAGAUAAAGCCAGAUGGUCUCCAUAAGCUUCAGCUGUCCGCUCUGAGUGAGAGAAUGGAUAAAGAGAACAUUCAUAUGCGUCGAAAUAUAGAGGAGAGGGAGCUAGCUGAAGACCCUUUCAAGAAACUAGAACCUGAUAAUACAGCCAUUGAUGACUCUAUAGAUGCUGUGAUAGCCAGAGCAUGUGCUGAGAGGGAACCUGAUCCCUUCGCUUUCUCCUCAGGCUCUGAUUCGGAUAGCAAUGGAUUCUCCAGUCCAAGGAGGCUGACCAUUAUGGAGCCGUCUACACCUAAAGCCCCCAUAGGGGUCAGCAACCUUUUAAAAGACACUUCAACACCUCUUCACAUACAGCCGCAUCUAGGCCUUGGAAAUUGGACUAUGGAUGAUUCCAUCAAUGAGGUGAUUCGGAAGGCCAACCAGGGCGGUCCAGCCGCACCCCCUCAAAUCCCAGCAGAAUGUGUCUCGUCGGGAUCAGCCUCACCGCCGACCCCUGAGCCUCUGCUCAAGGUGUUUGAGGAGAAGAAUAAGAUGGUUUCAUCUUCAGAUGUGAAGAAAAAGCUGAAGAAGGAGCUCAAAACUAAGAUGAAGAAGAAGGAGAAAGAUAAGCCAAAAGACAAAGACCGGGAAAAAGAUAAGAGCAAGCUCAAAGAGAAGAAUAGGGAUAAGAAUAGGGACAAAAACAAGGAGUUUUCCAAGGAUAUCAAGAUGCCAUGGAAGGAGUUUGCAGUGAAGGAUGAAGACCACUUUUCUUCCCAAGACUUUACUCUGCCCGAGGGCUCCAUCAAGAUUAAAUCAAGAGAUGGAGAUGGCCUUAAGAAGGAGAAGGAGAAACAUAAAGACAAAAAGAAGGAUAAAGAAAAAAGUAAAAAGGACAAGGAUAGGCGGGACAAGGGGAAAGACAGAAACAAGGAGGACAAACAGAAACAAUCUGCAUUAUCCCCUUUUGCUCUGGGUGAAGUCGCUCCACUGUUCAGUCCCUCAACCUGCCUACGCAUACCCUCCAUGUUGCCUCCUUUAGCCCCGAUCCUUCAGGACAAGGAGAUAAAGAACAAAGAGAAGGACAAGAAAAAAGACAAGAAAGAAAAAAAGAAAAAGAAAGACAAAGAGAAGGACAAGGAGCGAGAGAAGGCCAAAGAAAAAGAGAGGGAGAAAGAAGAGAAGAGGAAAGAAAAGGAGAGAGAAAAGGAGAAACGGGAAAAAGAGAAAGAAAAAGAAAAGGAGAGGAUUCGAUUGGAGAAGGUAAAAAUAGAGACUCCAGCAGCCUUACCAUCUCCAGUCAUCCCCAGGCUGACCCUCAGGGUGGGAGCUGGCCAGGACAAAAUUGUUAUCAGCAAGGUGGUUCCAAAUUCAGAGCCCAAGAUGCCAGCACCCAGGACUCCUGCUGCCAAGUCAGGCCCUGGGAAUCGUCCACGGUCACCCCCUCCACCCCCAAUACUUUCCCCAGUUGUACCAACUCUGCCGCCACCCCCCUCCCCACUUCCACCCACCCUUCCUCCAACAUCCUCUUUGCUCUCCCCGCCCUCAAUGCUGCCUCCCACUGCUUCCAUCAAGACACCAGUCCGCAGUGUAGUUACUGAGACUGUCAGUACCUAUGUGAUUCGGGAUGAAUGGGGAAAUCAGAUCUGGAUUUGUCCUGGAUGCAACAAGCCGGAUGAUGGCAGUCCUAUGAUAGGAUGUGACGACUGUGAUGACUGGUAUCAUUGGACUUGUAUCGGGCUCCAUGCAGCGCCUCCUGAGGACCAGCAGUGGUUCUGCAUUAAAUGUUCCAGCAAGAAGAAGGACAAAAAACAUAAGAAAAGGAAACACAAACCACAUUAAGACUAUGCAGAAGCACAUAUUUUGGACUUUAUGGACUAAAGCCAUCAUUGAACACUUGUGGGACUGCUGUAAAAAUAAAAAAGAAAGUUAAAAUUA
This is a messenger RNA of Melanotaenia boesemani (Boeseman's rainbowfish), 3103 nucleotides long. RefSeq names its product TAF3 RNA polymerase II, TATA box binding protein (TBP)-associated facto (gene taf3). Gene Ontology annotation, cellular component: transcription factor TFIID complex. NCBI's taxonomy places the organism in Eukaryota, Metazoa, Chordata, Actinopteri, Atheriniformes, Melanotaeniidae. Gene Ontology annotation, molecular function: protein heterodimerization activity. Bases 191 to 3007 code for a protein of 938 amino acids. The transcript is spliced from 7 exons. The record is from RefSeq and is a predicted model, not a curated record.